This is a messenger RNA of Lactuca virosa, 1323 nucleotides long. The record is from the annotation of a GenBank genome assembly. NCBI's taxonomy places the organism in Eukaryota, Viridiplantae, Streptophyta, Magnoliopsida, Asterales, Asteraceae.
AUGUUCCCACUGAUUCUACUAGUAGGGAAGCUAAUCGCAAGUGGGUCUGGGGGAAAAACAAAAGGUCCCAUUACUCAGAAUUCGGCCAUUUUACUCAGUAAGCUUCAAAGUGAAGCUCUAAGAGAAGCCAUUACUCAAAUCACCACAGAUGCAAAAGAGAAGAAGCAUAAUUUCACUAAAACCAUUGAACUCCAAAUUAGACUCAAGAACUACGACCCAAAAAAGGACAAAUGUUUCAGUGGAAUAGUGAAAUUGCCUCACAUUCCCAGGCCUAAAUUGAAAGUUCUUCCACCUUCUAAUGUGACUGGAGCUCUACAUAUUGGUCAUGCUUUAACUGCUGCUAUCCAGAUCGUGUUGCCAGACAAAGGGUUUCAGAUGAGAUUGAAGGGACUUCAGGAUGGAAGCUUUCCAACUGUCCUUAGAAUUUACAACUGGUUUGCAUGGCAUGUUGAAGAUCAUGAGCUUCACAGCUUAAAUUUCCUCCACAUUGGCUCUCCCAAGACCUGGUAUGCAGUCCCUGGGGAUUAUGCAUUCACUUUUGAGGAAGUAAUCUGUUCAAAGGCUUAUGGUGGAGGUGUAGAUCGGUUAGCUUCUCUAACACUCUUGGGCGAAAAGACUACCCUUCUAUCACUUGAAACUGUUGUUGCAUCUGGCAUUCCAUGUUGCAGGUUAGUACAGAACUCUGGUGAAUUUGUAGUGACCUUUCCAAGGGCUUACCACAUAGGAUUCAGCCAUGGUUUCAAUUGUGGGGAAGCUGCUAACUUUGGAACCCCAAAGUGGCUUUCAGUAGCUAAAGAGACUGCAGUGCGCAGAGAUGCCAUGAAUUUUCUUCCUAUGCUUUCACAUCAACAGCUGCUUUACCUACUUACCAUGGUGCCUAGGUCCUUGUUACCAGGUAUACGAAGCUCUCGUUUAAAAGAUCGUCUGAAAGAAGAGUGUGAGCUGUUGGUGAAGAAGGAAUUCAUUGAAGAUAUCCUCAAAGAAAACAAAUUGUUGACUUGUAUUCUUAAUAGAUCUUCCUCUUAUCAUGCAGUCCUAUGGGAUCUUGAAUCCCUCUCACCAUCUGUCAUUAAUAAUAGUACAAUCAUCAAUCCACAAACUGAAAACUUUCAUGUUGAAAAAGACAACGAAAAACUUGUUCAUGUAGAGGAUGAGGACAUGUCGAGUGAUUUUCAAAUUGAUUCAGGGACAUUACCUAGAAUAUUAUGUUUAGAGCAUGCAAGCAAAGUUGAAGAGCUGUUGGACUCCAUAGGUGGAGCAAAACUGCUUAUAAUAUGCCAUUUAGGUCACCAUUCACAGUUUCUGUUUUUCUUUUUUCAAUAA